Mobula hypostoma (lesser devil ray) is the source of this 6056-nucleotide messenger RNA. It is a transcript of the gene slc35a4, whose product is annotated as solute carrier family 35 member A4. Gene Ontology annotation, molecular function: pyrimidine nucleotide-sugar transmembrane transporter activity. Gene Ontology annotation, cellular component: Golgi membrane. The record is from RefSeq and is a predicted model, not a curated record. Bases 9 to 980 code for a protein of 323 amino acids. Gene Ontology annotation, biological process: pyrimidine nucleotide-sugar transmembrane transport. NCBI's taxonomy places the organism in Eukaryota, Metazoa, Chordata, Chondrichthyes, Myliobatiformes, Myliobatidae. The transcript has a single exon.
GGAAGGGGAUGGAGUUGUGGGAGGACGCCACUGCCACCAACAGAGGCCGGCUGAGAGGACAGCUGUAUUGGGCACUGGCGCUACUGGUCUCUGCGCUGGCCUACGGCUCACAUGCCCCCCUGCUCACCCUGUGCAAGGUGGGGUUGGAGGUCCCCUUUAGCAGCUCCUCUGUCGUGGUGCUGACCGAGCUGGUCAAACUGUGUGCAUCGGCCGUCGGCCUCCUCCUUCCCCGCAGACACUCCCCGCCGGUCCCACUCUCCCCCUCAGCCUCCCUAAUGGCUGCCGUCCCCUUCGCCCUGCCUGCUGCCCUCUACGCCAUCAACAACAACCUGGCAGUCCACAUGCAGCAGCAGAUGGACCCCGUCACCUUUCAGGUUCUGGGUAAUCUCAAGAUCGUGGCCACCGCCACCUUCUGUGGCCUCCUCCUGCGCCGGCGUCUCUCCCCCCGCCGCUGGCUGGCACUAUUGCUCCUGACAGCAGCUGGCGCCUGUCACGCUGGCUCCGUCCGUCGGCAUGAUGACCGGGAGUCCCUGGGACCCCUUCGCCCCUACCUCACUCCUCUGGGUGCCACUUAUUGCGCCCUGUACUGUACGGUGUCUGGUCUCUCCGCAGCCUGCACCGAGUGGGCGCUGAAGUCACGGCCACUGCCUCUGAGCCUGCAGAACUUCUUCCUGUACGCUUUCGGGGUGGCUGCCAACGCUGCAGCGCACCUGGCCUCCUCUCCCGCGGACGCUGGCUUCUUCCAGGGCUUCUCGCCGUGGGUGGCCCUCAUUGUGGCCUCACAGGCCCUGAACGGACUCCUCAUGUCCGCCAUCAUGAAGUAUGGCAGCGGCAUCACCCGCCUCUUCGUGAUCUCCUGCUCCAUGUUGGUUAACGCAGGGCUCUCCGUCAUCCUGUUCAGCAUGGAGCUCACCCCCUUGUUCUAUGUAGCCGCAGCCCUGAUCUGCGUGGCUAUUCAUCUCUACUACAACAUUGGGUAGCACCAGCUGAGAGCUUCUCAUCUCGAUCUGCUCCCUCACUUCAAUGUUUACAGAAAAAUUGGGCCCACACUCAAUGCCCAAUAAAUUAACAAGGGCACUUUGGCUGGCUGCUUCUCAAAUUCUAUUCUUAUCUACUUUGGAGUUGAGAGGGAUAGUAAAGCAGCCGUGUUGGAGCAGAGUUAAUGGGCCAAAUGGCCUAAUCCUCCUCCGAGUCUUAAGGAGCUGUUGAACUCUGGGCAUAAGGUACUACACCAAAACGAUCAUCACUCAUCAUCCUCAGAUUUGGGUGCCACAGGAUUAUAAUGGUUGCGUAAUGCUAUUGUAGCUCAGGGUGUCCCAGUUAAAUUGGGGCAUUGUCUGUGUGUUCUCCCCAUGAGGUUCUUCCCACAGUCUAAAGACUUGUCAGUUAGUAGGUUAAUUGGUCAAUGUUAAUUGUCCUGUGGUUAGACUAGGGUCAAGUCGGUGGGCUGCUGGCCAGCACAGCUCGUUGUGCUGGAAGGGAUUGUUCCACACUGCAUCUCUGAAUAAAUUCUCACGGUUGGGGUAUGUGACCAUAGAAAAGAUUUCUCCCCAAUUUUUAACCAGGUUUCUGCCCAGGUUGUUGCCUUGGCUUUCCAUUCUUCUGUGAGAGCAAUGUUGUCAAGGCCUUCAUCUACUCUAACUGGAUCUGGUAGCAUCUCAAAGCUGUUGUAUCUUGGCCUGUGUACGGGGAGCACGUCUGGUCAGUCAAACGUAGCCUUGCUUGCUGGACAUUGCUGUAAGCUAGUCCACAUACUGCUGGAGUGAGAGGGUCCUUUGUAAAUGUGCCCCAAUUACCACAUAGAACUUUACAACCCUUUGGCUCAUGAGACCGUGCCGACCUACUAACCUAUACUAAAGUCAAUCGAACCCUUCUGUCCCACGUAACCCUCCAUUUUUCUAUCAUCCAGGUGUCUGUCUAUGGGCUUAAACGUCCAGCACCCCUGGCAGCAUGACUUACCUCUUGACAUCCCCCCAGAUUCUCCAGUCACCUUAAAAUUAUGCCCCAUCUUAUUAGCCAUUUCCACCCUGCAAAAAGGUCUUUGGCUAUGCUCUCUGUCUAUGCUUCUAUCAUCUUGUACACCUCUAUCAAGUCACCUCUCAUUCUGCUUCACAACAAAGAGAAAAGUCCAAGCUCACACAACCUAUCCCCAUAAGACGUGCCCUCUAGUUCAGGCAUCUUCCUAGUGAAUCUCCUCUGCACCCUCUCUAAAUCCUCCAAAUCCUGUAAUGAGACAAUAAAACAUGAGACGUAUUAACCUCUAACCUCUUAGCCAUAGAGGCACUACAGUAAGAAACAGGCCGUUCAGUCCAUCUAGAAUGUGGUUUCACCUCAGGAGUGAGUUUUUGGAGGUCAUUGGAGCAAGGCUGAUUGUGUCCCGAUGUUACACUUUAUAUAGUCAGGUGACUGACACUAAAGUGUAUUUACAAAGACCGAUCCCACACUCAGGCCAGCUAGCAUGCUCCCCAGUGAUAUUAGCUGCACAGAUAUUAAGUCUUCUGAUCUUCCUGGUCUACUUUAAUUGCUGAGUAUGUUUUGGUAUCACCAGCAAAACCAAAGUCUUUUAUUUAAGGUGCUGAAUGGGUUGGAAAUUUCCAGCAAAUUUGUCUUUUUUGCGGAUCCGUAAUCAUACCCCAGAUAACUCCUCACUGCGUUGAUGUGACCGUAUCAUAGACAACCGCUGUCUCAGCCCCAUUUCAGAUCUUGUGCAGCUGGAAGGAACUAUUUGUGUUUACAUAUUGUGAAUGAACUUGCUGGAAAAAAGUAACUCCUUGAUCUGUCACCUAUUAUUUUGCUUCAGUGAUGUAAUUAGUAUUCAAAUGUAUGCAAAUGAAGCAUGUAUUAAUGAUUAUUUGGAAUAUAGAGGAAAUAUAUAUGUGGCUUUUUGCUGAAUAGAGAUAUAUUAUUUGAAAAGCUGUGGCAACAUUCAGGGUUAAAUGCCUGUCACAAUCUUUUAAAGGGUGUGUGACAAUUUUAAGCGCUGUUGCAAGCACUGUUUUAACUCUUUCCAAGCCAGAGGUUCCCAACCUAGCUUAAUUGUACUUGUCCAUGGCAUAAGAAAAGGUUGGGAACCCCUGCUCUAGGCUGAAGUAGCAGUAUCUUGUGUCAAAAGCACACCCGUCCAUUGCCUUUUUUUUUAUUAUUGUUUCAUCUUCCCAAUGGGAAUCUAUAAUACAGCGGUGUGGCUGGUUUAGACACUUGGCCUGUGAUCCAAGACUGGAAAUACUCAACUGGUCAGGCAGCUUUUGUGCAAUGUUUUACAUCAGAGACCGGAACACGUCUUAAAGAUCUUUGACAUGAAACCCUCUCCCAAUUAGACUUCAUCAAUGUCAUAAACAUUUCAAUAUUACAUCCCUAAUCAAGCGGCCUUUAGUUCCAGCAUUGCACUUGGGAAGUGUUAAGUCUUGUGUCCAAGAGAUUGGGGUGGCGGGGGUGGAGUUCUCAUUCCGUACCACCCCCACAACCCGUAAACAGUGGAACGAAGGGAACCAUGGUUCUUCAGUGAUGUUGAAACCAUUUUCCAGUUUUCAGACAACUUGUGCCUUUAUUACAUAACUAAUGAAAACAAUGCAAGAGUGUUUUUUUUCCCCCCAAAUUUCUUGGCUGCCAUUAGUUUUUUUAACAUACUUCUAUGGUUUUUAAUUUUUAAUUUUAAAUAAAUACCUGAUAGAAGUUAGAGACUGGAUUUCUCUAUAAAGGAUUUUAAAUCGGUGCCUGAAUUUUUUUUUGUUAUUACACACUCUCUUCUCCAACAAUGUGACACAGAAAUGGGACAAAUUGAUUUCUGCUCCCUGCUGCCUGGGAGAACACUAAUUUGCUGUAGAUUGCUAGUCCUGCCAUUAGAAGAGUACAGGUUAUUUGCUAAACAUGAGAUUCUGCAGAUACUGGAAAUCCAGAGCAAUACACACACAAUGCUGGAGGAACACCGCAGAUCAGGCAACAUCUAUGGAAAGGAAUAAAUAGCAUUUCAACUGAGACCCUUCAUCAGGACAGGAAAGGUAGUUUGGCAUCUUCCCCUGCCCUUUCCAGUCCUGUUGAAGGAUCUCAGCCUGAAAUGUUGACUGUUUAUUCCUCUCAGUAGUUGCUGCCAGACCUGCUGAGUUCCUCAAGCUGUGUGUGUGUGUGUGUGUGUGUGUGUGUGUGUGUGUGUAUACACGUACACGCACGCGCGCAGUUUAGUGCACAGUUUAAUGAAAUCUGGUGCUGGUGGUAUUAGGAUCUCUUCCAAAAUGCACCUUCAGUUUGAUUAUUGUUUGUUAUCGAAGGUACGGGUAACUCUAGUCCAAUAACUUUUGUGGUCCGACGUGCUCUGAAUCUGUAGUACAGAUCUGUACUUAUUAAUUCUAACUAAAAUCUGAACUGAUCUGUAGCUAAUCAGCCACUUUUGCAAUCUCAGCCAACAGCAUUUCCACCUUGAGGAAACCUUAGGUUUCUGUUCUUGCUUUAUUGUUGUCCCAUGUACUGAGAAACAGGGAAAAGUUUUUUUUGUUUGGUAUGCUGUGCAGAACAGAUCAAGGAUCAACUUUAUUCGCCAUGUACGUUCACAUUUACAAUGCAUUCUGGUUAAUUGGGUCACAUCGGGACCAGUACAUUUUGGCCCAAUGUAAUGGCUACCCCAAUUCGCUGGUUUCAUGGAAAUUGUUAAAAAGGUAGAAAAAGUACAAACUACCAUUUAACUGGGUAACAAAUUAUGUAUUUAAAUGAAAUACAGAGCAAAUUGGAACACUAUCAAUGCUUCUACAGUACGAUAAAACUGUAUUAGUUCUUAUUAGUUAUUGACAGGAAUUUAGCCAGUGUACAUUCUUUUGAGUGUAAAUAAGCAAAAGCAAUGCAGACACUUAGUGUAGAUAAUGAACUGCCUUCACACAAUGUUAUUGAUGACUGCUUCAUAAUUCUAAACUUGGUGAAGUAAUGAAAUCGUUUCAUUUUUACUCCCAGGCGCUUCUAAGCCUGAAUGCUUGAAACCAUAGUGAGCAAAACAGUUCUGAAAUCUCUUGCUGCAUAUUUCUCGUUGAUUAUCAGUGACAAAAAUCUCUGCUUUUUGAACACAAGUGCACACAACUGAUGCAGUUUCUUAACUGUUCUCUCUCAGCACGGUAUAAUGUCUUAACGACCACAUGUGACUGUUUGGCAACAGUCUUCUGCCCAAUGUAGCAGCAUAAUGUUCCAAAUAAACAAAGCGAAUCCUCGCAAUUUUCUCGAUUUUUGUUCAUAAGAGUUGUCCCAAAUUAAGUGGCUGCCUUAUUAACCAUUGGCCCAAUGAAUCAAAAUCCACUGAUUUAGAAAUUUAAUGUACGUUGGUGCAAUGUGCAAAGCAAAUUCAACGGUUAUAAAGAAUUAUAUAACAAAACAAUGUUAGAAGUUAAAGUAUGGAUAUGGAUAAAAUGUGCAAUUAUAGAAAUACAAGCAUGUAUUUACAAUGUAAACAAUUAUAAAAGGUGUUUUAAAGUGUUUCACAACACAUACAAAAUGCUGCAGGAACUCAUCGGUCAGAUGGCAUCUUGCUGAGUUCCUCCAGCAUUUUGUAUGUGUUUCUUAAGAUUUCCAACAUCUGCACAAUCUCUUGAGUUUUAUUCAAAGCACAAGUUCAAAGUUAGUACGGAAGGUAGUACAAAAAAGAAAACAAUGCUGACUACAGUGUUAGUGUGGUGCAGACAGACAAAUAAAGUGACAGUACGGACGGUUCUUGGAGCUCUUGCCUGAAGCGCUCAGCUUCCUCUGAACAGGACAAAACUUUAUGGUGCCGGACUAAACAGUUUCACCCUUGUAUUUCUUGCACUGAGCUCUGAACAGACUAUUCAGACCCAGACACUUCAGUUUGUAAUUCUUCACGAAGACCAGAAAAGUAGAGCAGACAGUGGUUUUUAGUUGUAGUUGCUGCUGGUGCGCGAUUCCCAACAUUUUAUUUGAAGGUUGUCGGUGACGACUUUGGGAAAAUUUCUUAAAGGAAAAUCCAUUUGCCUGUUUCAGUAUCAGUCGCUCUAAAAUACUGGACCUGGUACAAGUACUAUAUCUAUAUGAUGAUGUGAUACAUUAUGAAAUAAAGAUAUUUUAUU